Molecule: messenger RNA, 2195 nt
Organism: Daktulosphaira vitifoliae (grape phylloxera)
Lineage: Eukaryota; Metazoa; Arthropoda; Insecta; Hemiptera; Phylloxeridae
Exons: 7
Coding region: 354-1700 (448 amino acids)
Biological process (GO): store-operated calcium entry
Cellular component (GO): membrane
Molecular function (GO): store-operated calcium channel activity
Source: RefSeq, a predicted model, not a curated record
AGUAGAAGUUUCUGUCACGCAUUUAUAACAAUAGGUUCAGUGUUAAGAGUUGUUGUCGGCUGUUCGUGAUUAUUCAUUGUCAAAAAUUAAUAUUUUAUUAAAUAAUACUACUGUUUCUUUACAUUAAUAUUAUUUUGUAUAUACAAUUAAACUAUGCAUUUGGAUCAUUUUACAACAAAUUAUUCGAGGGCAAUCAAUGUAUGUAUUUUUGUGCCGAUCGUAAUAUAACUGAUUGGGAUCAAUUAACUGUAGAGAAGAGGCCAAGAGUUCGAAUAAUAGCAAAUGACUAAUAAAAAUUCAAGAAAAAACGUCAACAUCAUCAAAACAUUAACUUCUAUUUUUCUGAAAUAAAUAUGGCAUCGAGAACUACCGAUGCAACAACAGUAAUUGAGGUAGUAGGUUCUGUAAUGGAUAGUAUUGAGCACCAAUCAUUGGCCAAUAAACCAAAAAGAAAUGUGAGUGUACCCCAAAUGAACUUACCAUUAAGAAAACAGGAAUUAAUGAGCCGACCAUCUAAUAAGGAGUUGUUGAUAUUAAAACAGCAUGAAAACUUCACCAGUACUAGAAAGCCUACUGAAAGAUUGUACAGAACACCAAGUGACAGACGUACAGCUGGUAAUACCAGAGGCAGUUUAAAGAUUAAGCUAAGAAAUUCGUUUAGGUCUAGACGUGUUAGACAGCAACAAUGGGCAAUUAAUGCAUUAGCAAAAAGUAGCCAAAAACUUGGACUUCACAACGUUUAUGAUAGCAGCAGCAGUCCUACUAGACAACUACCUUUGAAGGAAAAUUUAGAACAAUGCUCAAGAAUGCAUCAUAAUUUGCAACCGGGGCUAUUGUUCCACUCAUCAUCGGGAAGCGAAAAUAGUUUAGUACGUGACAGAUCCCCAACUAUAGUAAACAAUAUCCGAAAAGGAUCUCCGACGCCAUGGACAAGCUCAUGUACUCCGAUUGAAGGAUCACAGUUUUCUUUAAUACCUAAUACAUGUUGUUGUCACCACCUAAUUAAUAAUUACAAUAGUAAAAUUAUGACUGAGAACAAUAAUAUGUGGCAACACUCAUUUAAAAACAAUAUGGGUAAACGUUAUUCUGGUACAACUAAUUUUAAUGGGGAACCUUAUGAAGACACUGAUGGAUUGACUUGGAGAAGAUUGCAUAUGAGUAGAGCAAAACUGAAAGCUACCGCGACUACUUCUGAACUUUUAUCUGGUUUUGCUAUGGUGGCCAUGGUUGAGUUACAAAUCAACGAGCCAACUAUGGUACCUGAAUGGUUAUUCAUCAUGUUUGCUGUUUGUACUACAGUGUUGGUAGCAGUUCACAUAUUCGCGUUAAUGAUAAGUACAUAUUUACUACCAAACGUGGAUGCCAUUAGCAAACUACAGAGUACUAAACUUAUACAAGAAUCGCCUCAUGAACGCAUGCGAGGCUUCAUUGAACUGGCUUGGACAUUUUCUACUGUCCUCGGAUUAUUCUUGUUUUUAGUCGAAGUGGCAAUUCUGUGUUGGGUGAAAUUUUGGGAUCAUUCAGUUCGAGCUGCUAUGGCUGCCACCAUUAUUGUCAUACCAGUAUUAUUCAUAUUUGUAUUCUUUGUAUUUCACUUUUAUAAAAAUUUGGUGGUUCAUAAAUGCAAAUCCACAGUAUCCGAUAUUAAAGAGUUGGAGGCUAUUAAAAAAAAAUUAGAUGCUUCCGCUUCGAACGUUUAAUUUCUAUUUUAUAACAGCUAACAACCUUUAAUAAGAAAAUUUUAAUAUGUAGAAAAAUUAUAUUUUAAAUUAAUAUCUACUCAGAGGCGUAUUUAAGGGAGGGUCAAUAAGGACGAUUGUCUCCUUUAUGAGUAGAUACUAUCAAUAUUUUUUAAGUCAAUAUGUAUGAAGUAUAGCUCGAAAGAACUUUUUUUGUCAUCAUUUUGCUUUUUAACAAAAAAAAUUUUUCUAAUAUGAUUACCAAAUUAAAAAAAAAAUUAAGUAACCGCCCUUAAAAUAAGCUUUAAAUACGCCUCUAUAUUUACUUAUGCUCUUCGCAUAACUCAAUCCAUAAACACAACUUGUAGUUUUAGAAGCUACGGUACUGAUCAAUCAUACUUUAUCUAAUUAAUGAUGGUUUUUUUUUCAUUUUUAUAAUAAAAAUGUUAUACAGGGUGUUCAGUAAGUCAGGAAACCCGUUUCCUGACUUACUGAACACUCUGUAUAUUUAUACUA